CACAGACGGAUUUUUAGAGGAGGAAAUGCCUCUGUCAGGAUGUCUCUUAAAUGCCUGACGGAGGCCUACAGUGCAUAAAAGCAGCCAUCCCCUGGUCACAUUCACACAGCCAACAUCUACAGCUCAGGCCCCUGAAGAACAGAAAGACUGACAAAGGUAGAGGAGAGGGUCCACAGCGCUGUCACAGUCACCAGAACACUUGAAGAUCUCCAGACAUGAGCGGAAAGAUGACAGACGUUCAGGCCCAAUAUGAGAAGCAGGGCUAUCUGACCAGCAUUCCCAUACUGAGUGCUGAGGAGCUACAGCAGGCCAGAGAUGCGUUUGCCCUGUUGGAGAAAGAGUUUGGUAAGGACUACACCUCCUACAGCCUGCACAAUGUCCACAUGGAAUACGACUGGGUCAUGGCACUAACUAAACACCCCAGGGUUCUCGAGGUGAUCACAACGGUCCUGGGCCCUGACGUGAUCCUGCUAGACUCCCGCUUCAUCUGCAAAUACCCAGUGUCCAAACGAAGCCCUGCCAAAGCUGGCGACAGCAACGAUGUCACUGCUUACAACCAAGAGAGUGAAGCAGAGAAGAGCAUGUCUGAUCAGAACAGCGACACUGGGCUUCCAUACGUGGCCUGGCAUCAAGAUAUGAAGUAUUGGGGACUGGACGGAGGGCCAGUUGUCUCUGUCUGGCUGGCCUUGGAUGACUCUCUGGAGGAUAAUGGUGCCUUACAGGUCAUUCCAGGAACUCACUGCUCUGGCCUUCUGCCCCACCGUCCAGCCAAACGCGCUGGCAACAUGCUCAGCGUCAAUCAGGAGAUCCCGGAGGAACUGGUGCAGAAAGAAAACUCUUUGCUCUGCCCCCUGCUGGCUGGGCAGAUGUCUAUCCAUGAUGGACUCUUGGUCCACGCUAGUGACCCCAACACAUCAGAACGGAGGCGCUGUGGCUUCGUGAUCCGCUAUGUGCCCGCCGCGGCCUACCCGAUCCAGGAUCCUGAACGACCCAGGAGUUUCCCGGCCACAGUAGUUGUUAGUGGACAAGACAAGUACAACCACUUCUCAAAGCAGAGGCCUGAACUGUGACUGCAUUACUCGGGUUACUGUAUGACUACAUACACCUACAGUGAACUAUCUAUUUAUAAUAAGGUCUAUGUCAAAUUUUCAUUCUUUACUUGUUACUGAUGUUUGAUUGAUUUACAGGAGUCUGGGUAUUAAUGUUGCUUCUAUCUAUUGUACUGUAUGUUGCAUGACGUUGACUUUAAGUAUUACGUGU
Pygocentrus nattereri (red-bellied piranha) is the source of this 1260-nucleotide messenger RNA. RefSeq lists its product as uncharacterized. The transcript has 7 exons. The record is from RefSeq and is a predicted model, not a curated record. The coding region runs from base 216 to 1070 and encodes 284 amino acids. NCBI's taxonomy places the organism in Eukaryota, Metazoa, Chordata, Actinopteri, Characiformes, Serrasalmidae.